Molecule: messenger RNA, 1740 nt
Organism: Fusarium sp. VM40
Lineage: Eukaryota; Fungi; Ascomycota; Sordariomycetes; Hypocreales; Nectriaceae
Source: the annotation of a GenBank genome assembly
AUGGGUAAGGGAACAGACAAGCUCUAUAUUACACACUCUGAGUGGUCAUCGGCCGACGCCUUCUCCCCCAGUGUUGGCGCAGGCGCGUCUGCUCGCAAUCACCAUGCCGGCGCCUCAUUCCGUCGUCUACCCUUCAACUUUUGCGCCGCCAGUCUCCAGCCCUUCAAGAACCCCGUCUGCACACCAGAUGGAACAAUUUUCGACGUCGAAGUUAUUAGCGCCUGGCUUGAGAAGCAUCCCAACCAGAACCCCGUCUCUGGCGAGCCUCUACAGAAAAAAGAUUUAAUCCGCCUCAACUUUGCUCGAAACUCGGAAUCGGACUCUCUUGGUGCUGGUUUGAGUGACGGGAGAGGCGACCUGAUUGAUCCGGUCACAUACAAGGUCUUCACGGAUAACACACAUAUUGUCGCCAUUCGACAUGGCACUUAUGCCAACGUGUUUGCCUGGAAUACGGUCGAGCGCAUGAACAUCAAACCUAAAUCAUGGCGCGACUUGGUCGACGACGAAGAGUUUACUCGCGCCGAUAUCAUUACACUCCAAGACCCCCAGAACGCUGCCAGUCGCAAUCUAGAUCAAUUCAAGUACCUGAAAGAAGGACACGAAGCGCAAUUGACCAAAGAGCAGGAGGAGGAGCGCAAUGCUGGCAAUAUCAACUCUAGUGCUUUGGGAAGCAUGGGCGACAAAGUCUCGCGCGCAAAAGCAGCAGUGGAGAAGGCGCGCAAAGCUCGUGAGCAGGGCGGCGAUGUCAAUCGUAGCUCAACUGCUCUGACCAAGCCCGGAGCUGCUGGCAAUGUGGUCCGCCAGUCCAUGAUCAAGGACAAAAAGCUAGCUGUUAACUCAGCUGCAUACACCACAGGCAAGGCCGCAGCUAGUUUCACCAGUACGGGAUUGACCCCUGAGACAAGCGGCGAAAGAGCUCUACUGUCGGACGAGGAGUAUAUGCUCAAGCCCAAGCGCGUCAAAACAACUGGCUAUGCUAGAAUAGAAACAAAUUUGGGCGACUUGACGAUCGAGCUAUAUCCAGAAUUUGCGCCAAAAGCGGUAUGGAACUUCAUCAGAUUGGCACAGACUGGCUACUAUAAAGGCGUGGCAUUUCACCGAAACAUUCCCAACUUCAUGAUUCAGGGCGGCGAUCCGUCAGGCAGUGGUCGAGGUGGUCAGAGUAUUUGGGGCAAGUAUUUUGACGAUGAGUUCGACGGUCCCAUGUCACACAAUGCCAGAGGAACGAUUUCUAUGGCUAACAAGGGCAAGAACACAAACUCAAGUCAGUUCUUUAUUGCUUACAAGCCAACACCUCACCUCGAUCGCAAACACACGGUUUUUGGGAAAGUUGUCUCGAAUCUCAAUGUGCUCUCCAAGAUGGAAGAUGUGCCCACUGAUGGAUCUAAUCGACCUCUGAACAAGAUUGUCAUCAAAGACAUUGUCAUAUUUCACGACCCUUUUGCCGAGUUUCAAAAACAGAAACAAGAAAAUGAGCGUCAGACAAAGGAGCAGGAAAAGAUUCGGCUACAAGGUGGCACAGAUGAUGACAGAACGACGUGGACCGGCAAACGGAUACGUAACGACGGCAGUAUCGAGACCACAGGUGCUGGGGAGAGUGUCGGAAAAUAUCUAAAAGCCGCUACUAAACAGAGCGCACCAGCAACUGCCGAGGCGGAUAUUGAGGACGUUGACACCUGGGAGGAGCCAGCACGCAAGAAGAUGAAGGGAGGUGGUUUCGGGAAUUUCGAUGGGUGGUAA